This is a messenger RNA of Cylicocyclus nassatus, 1658 nucleotides long. The record is from the annotation of a GenBank genome assembly. Lineage: Eukaryota; Metazoa; Nematoda; Chromadorea; Rhabditida; Strongylidae.
AUGCUGUCACGCCCACAGCGGAUGCUUAAAAGCGGGCGAAACUCGAACAGUUUGGAAAUUUACGAAAUGUUCCCCUUUUUGAUUUUGCCCUUAACGUCAGUAUUAGUGCCUUCAGCUUCUUCAGAAGCAUAUUGCGGUAAUGAUGGCGUACUCGAAAAAUCUUAUAUUGAUGAUAACAUACUAAGCUUAAUCAAUAAUAAACGAUCGAGGUUGGCAAAAGGAGAAUUAACAACACCUAAUUCAUUCCCAGCAGCAGCGGCAAUGAUUAAACUUAAAUGGGGUUGCAAACUGGAGAAAAAAGCGAUUGUAAUGUUGGAUACUGACUGUGGACGGACGAAACAACCUCCCGUUGAUGAAACAAUAAAUGCAGGAUUUUACUAUGAAAGUGAUGACGGGUAUCCUGUGAGCUAUGGGGUGAUCGGUUGGUUGGACGAGCAUAAGACGGGCACCUUUCCAGGCCUUCCACCUACGACCGCUGUUAUUAGGCCCGCCUCCGCUACCAAAUACCCGAACUUCUCUAAACUUAUGCAUGAUGAAACGACAGAGAUUGGCUGUGCAGAGCUCAGCUGUGAAUCCGGAAAGAGAUACGUGUUUUGCCUAACAGACAAACCAGCAGUCCUUCCAAGUGGAGAUAUAUACAAAGUGGAUACAACAAGUAAUCCCUGUAGUGGUUGUAAAAAAAAGAAGACUGGACCGUGCAACAAAAAAACGAAAUUGUGCGAAGCGCCCGAGCAAUCAACCACAGAGUCUACAACAGAGGCCACAACAAAGGCCACAACAGAGACCACAACAGAGGCCACAACAAAGGCCACAACAGAGACCACAACAGAGGCCACAACAAAGGCCACAACUAAGGCCACAACAAAGACCACAACAGAGGCCGCAAAGGCCACAACAGCCAUGAAGGCUUCCUAUCCUGGCGAGCUACCCACAGGAACGAAUACACAGUGCCCGAGUGUCGGAAUGACUGAUGAACUCAGGAAGCAGUUCGUGGACACACAAAACGAGAAGAGAAGCAGUCUCGCGAAAGGCGGCCAAGUCAAAAGACCAAGCGGAAACAUUCUACCAUCUGGAGCAAAUAUCUUAAAACUGAAUUUCAACUGCACUCUGGAAGAGGAAGCUAUUCAAGAAGUACGUCAAUGUCCUACAUCUAAGACACCGCAUAAUAAGUAUGGUAAAAACUUCGGCACUAGUAUUGUUACAUCAACUUACACAGAUGCAGUAAAGCAGGCUGUGACAAAUUGGUGGAAUGUGGUUAGUACCGAAAGGAAUGGUCCAGGAAUGCAAGUGACAUUCCGUAGUAAUCAUGUGAAUCAACCUGUAGAAUCGUAUACCCAGAUUGCUUGGGCCAACACCAAUAAAAUUGGAUGUGCAAUCGCCAAAUGCUUAUCUUCCUACACGGUCAUAUGUCUAUAUGAGCCAAAAGGUAACAUCGUGGAGCAAGUGCUUUACAUGAAAGGAAGUCCUUGUGCUGCUUGUCCUACGACAUGCGACAGCGCUCUUGGACUCUGUGUGCAGUGAUAAUAACUCUAAACAACUAUACAUCGCUUAUCCUGUCUUUUCUUUAGACUUUUCUACUAUACGGGGGCACUUCAUCUUUCGUAGUCAUCUUUCGUUUAGGUAUUGCUUUUUACUCUUGCUAGUAAAUUCUUUCAUGU